Rhea pennata is the source of this 3004-nucleotide messenger RNA. It is a transcript of the gene SMIM30, whose product is annotated as small integral membrane protein 30. The record is from RefSeq and is a predicted model, not a curated record. The coding region runs from base 325 to 510 and encodes 61 amino acids. The transcript has 3 exons. NCBI's taxonomy places the organism in Eukaryota, Metazoa, Chordata, Aves, Rheiformes, Rheidae.
CGCGGCCCUGCCCCUGGUGGAGCUGACGGACGGCGCCGGCCGGGCGGCGCUGCGCUGCGCUGCGCUGCGGGCGCGGGGCCUCCGCGGGCCGCGCUCUCCCUCUCGGCAGGAGUACGCUUCACCGAAGAUACUUCGUGUGUGACCUGGGACAAGACAUUUACUUACCUUUUCUUUCCUUUGGUCCCUUCAUGGUUAUCUAAACAGAAGUUUUUUGAAGCUGGAGAAAACAGAAAAGGCGUUUGUCUUCAAAUGCUGCUAUAGUACCAGCUUUCCACAUCUUGUUUCUUCAUUUCACUGACCUUGUGCACUCAGCUGGUCAGCAGCAUGCUUUCUACUGGGAACACCUCAAAACUUUUCCUGGUGCUCGUUUCGUUGCUGCUUAUGCUGCCAGCAGUUGAAGGCCUGGAUGCUGGAGACACAGUGGCCUUCUUGCUGGGCCUCACUGUCAGUGUCAUUGGAUUCUGUGCCUGUCUCGGCUUGUAUGCGAGGAAAAGAAAUGGACAGCAAUGAGGUCAAGAAGAUGCACAAACACAGCGUAACUGUGCUGGGAUUGAGAUCUGGGGUCUAAAACUAAGCUUUGGUAUUGGAUAACACUCAAAAAUGUGAAAUAGAUAAUUCUGCAAGCCCCUUACUGUGCAAUACUACAGAAUAAAGGCCAGGCACAGUAAAAAGGAUUUGUAGGAUCUAUUCCUGUGACAGUAAGAUGAUUUCAUAUUGCCUGUGAUUAAAUAUUUCCGUAGAGAUGGUAAGAACUUUUCAGAAGGGAGAAAGAAAGUCAUAGGCUGGUUCACAGUAAAUGUUUAUAAAUGUAUGACAGAGCCCAUGCAACAAGUUCCACAAUUUUGGUUUCAGAGUUAGGAGGAAGCAGCUAUUAAUCUUCUAGUCAGGAUGACAAGGCUUUGGAGGUAUUGAAGCACUUACGAUUAGAUAAGUAAAGAGCAUGCUGCUCAAACUUAGUUUGUGUGUGUGCAUUCACAUUCUUUGUAAUGACAGUUAAACCCCUCACAGCUCACUUUUGGUGUCCUAGGGAUGAGACUUGGGAGAACUAAGAAAACAUUAAAGCUUUUUACUUCUGUAUUUUUAUUUUAGAACGUACUUCUUCUGUAGCCUCUGUUUUUGUUCCAAAAUGAUUGCACUUAAGAAAGGGACCAUGAUUUUUCUUUCACGUGUAUUUCAUAGAAAGUGUACUUAAAGCUUCAUGAAUCAAACGAGGGGGGCAUUUUAUAUCUUUUGUCUAUUUUCUGUACUCAGCUUUCAUUUAAGCACACCAGGUUUAAGGGUUAAUUCAUUUGGUGGUUUGUUUUUGAUUUUUUUUCUGAAACUGAAGACCCACCUAUUUUAUUAAGGUAUUAUGCAUAUUAUUUCUGCAUUAGGGGGUUAUUAGAAUUACAACAAUGCAGUUAUGCACAUGUUCCUUUUUUCAAUAUGAUGAAUAAAUAAACCAACUUCUUUGGAUAUAAUCAUGGUUUUAUUGAACAGGUCCCUAGUACUUCAAUGUCGUCCUCAUGACAAACUUAAGUUGUUAACUGCACAUUUAAGCUUCUUAUGUAAUUGAUGUGUCAGAGUUCCAUGGAAGAUUAGGACCAAAGACAAAGUAAAAAAUCAUGAUGCAAAAUGGUUGGCUGUUAAUAAUCUUAUUCUAUUCAUGCUUAGAUUGUCUGGCAUGAGUUGAUUUUGAUUUUAUGCUAUGUAGUUGAAAGGAUCUAGCUACCUAGUAGCAUGUGCAGGACCUGCUUCUUUCUUUUAGUAGCGAAGGGGAAGUGGCGCAGCCAAGAGUGUUUGUCUACACAAAUCCCUCUGGCUUCUUGAGGUGUUCUAGCUGCCAGUUUGAUAAAAGGAUCACAGUCUGUAAAAGCAAGUAAGUAACAGCAACAGAAUAAGGAGCCUAGGAAGGUAAGCUAUCCAUGCUCCACAGAAUUUCCUCCUGAUCUUGUGCUGUGGGCACUGCACACUUAUGCUGGAAAUACUUUUGUAUUUCAGAGCUGGGGAAGAAGGUUAGAUGUGAUGCAAAGUGAUGUAUCUUUAUAGUCUCCUCCCCCUCCCUCCCCCCGCAAAAUGUGUCUGGUCAUUGGAGCGCAAAGUGGUGGUUGAAAGUAUUGUCUGGUAGGUCUUACAUAAGUAACUGAGUGGACAGAUUAUAUCUGGAUUUCUCCAAAUUGUAAGGUUUCUGUCUGUGAUUUGUAACUUUUGGCUUCUGUCUCCCAUCUUCUGAGGAGACAUAAGCCAUGGUUAUUUUAAUCUUGCAAUUUCUCUAAAUUACCAUGGUUGACGGAGAAAGGUAAAAGGAGAGCUUCUAAAAUGUGCAGUUGAAAAUGCAGGGCUCAACCCAGCUAGCCACAGGAAUGUAGGUUGUGCUGCUCUGUUCCUGCUGCUCGAGGUAUAGGAAGUGUAGAGGUCCCAUGACAGCUUUGCCAGGUAGCUGUCUGAAACCUUUUUGUGGCUUCCCUAAGUCAGAAUGUGACAGCUGUUGUGGUGACAGAAAUUUAUAACCUUAAGAGGAGUUUCAGAGGGUAGGAUAAUGCCUCAUCUUCACAGGCUGCCUACCUGCUACAGAGGAACAUAAAUGAGAUUAUGCUAUAGGGCAGAUACAAGUAUGUCCUAUUACAUUGUAUGAAGAGAAGUACAUACGAAGUUUGACUUUUCGUAUUUGAACCCUGCUAAACCAUUACUCAGCCUUGUUAGCUUUUCUCAAAAAUCUUUUUCUUCACUUUGGAAAAGAUCUCUGGUAAUAGUUUUACAGAAUUGUGCAACAGUUUCACCCUGUAAAGCAGGAGAACAAAACCUUAGCACCAUAAUUAUUGUCAAUUGAUAGGGAUAUUGGGGACUGUGUUGAGACUGUAGCUUGUUGAGAGGUGUUUGCACCACGUAGGGUGUGUUUCCUGGAUUCUGACAGAAGCAAUUGUAUUGUUAAAAGCUUGCAUUUUUUGAUGACUCAAUAGUAGUAUAGCACUGGAUAUCCUUGUUUUUCUUCUGUUUUAAUAAAUACCUAUGUGUUUUGUCAUCA